UUCCAGCUUUACUGUAAUAAUAAUGAAAUAUUGUUUUCUGAAAUCUACUCAACAUCAAAAAAGGAACUAAACAUAAACUCUAGUAAUUUUGAUCCUAAAAUAACCGAUUUGCCGAUAUUAAUACAUUUGCAUAACUCAAAUACUGAAAAGUAUGGUUCCUAUAAUUUUCGAGUUCAAUACGUUGAUAUAAAUCAUAGUCGAAUAAUGUCUCCAGUUUGUCUUCAUCCAACAAAAAUGCCUUGUCAAUUGUACUGCCCAAGUCCAAUGAUUAUGGAAUURGCAGCAACGCCAAAAUCUCAAAAAAUGAUAAUUUCUAUGCCCGAAUUUUGGGAAUUUUUUUCGUUAUUGUGUAUAUUUUGGAUCAGYCAAUCUGGUAUAUGGGCUAUACAAGAUCCCAUCUGUUUUGAUAUCUUAGAAGACAAACCUAAUGAUUUUGGGAAGCAAAGAUGCUGGACGUCCAUUGGAUGGGGAUCUGUUACAAUGCUUAGCGGUUGGCUUGUGGACUAUUUUAGUUACGACAAAAUGGAAAAAGACUACACACCCAUAUCAUAUUUAAUAUUUUCGUUUAUGAUUUUGAAUUUAUUGGUUGCUUCCAAUAUCCCAGUCGUCGAGUUCAAAGUAUCACAAAAUACGUUCCAAAAUGUUUUUAAAUUAUUUUCAAAAAUCCAUGUUAUAAGUUUUUUUGUUUGGAUCCUAUUGCUUGGAGUGUACAGCUCAAUGACGAUGAGUUACCUUUUUUGGUACUUAGAAGACUUGGCUUCGGAAUAUCAAUGUCACCAAGUAGCGUGGAUAAAAACGCUACAGGGUUUUUCUCAGGGCCUCCAGAGUUUCGGUGGUGAAAUGCCAAUUUUCUUCUGUUCCGGUUGGAUAAUCAAACGCAUAGGACAUAAACACUGUAUGUCACUGGUUUUGUUCGCAUUUACUGUUAGAUUUUUUUUCUAUUCCAUCAUGACGAAUCCCAUUUGGAUGCUGUUAAUCGAAAUCCUAAACGGCAUGGCAUACGCAUUGGGUCGUGCAGUGAUGGUAUCAUACUCAAGAAGGAUCUCGCCAUCAAGUGCGCACCACACAGUUUUAGGACUUGUAGGACUUUUCGAUUGCAUCGGUUUAUCAUUUGGUGGUGUAAUUGCUUCAUAUAUAUACGACUUUUACGGAGGAUUUUGGUUAUUCAGACUAUUUACAUACGGCUCAGCUGUGAUGUGUGUCUUACAAAUUGUAUWCAACUUGUUGACUAAGUCCAAUGAAAAGACUAUAGAUCAUUAAAACUUUUACUUAUUUUUAUUUUUAAAAACUGUUCUAUUAUUAGAACCGUUUGAAUAAGGUAUAUUUUUUACUGUACAGAAUCCAUUUAAAGGCUCUAUAUUUUACAUUUCUUAUAUAUAAGUUUAAUAAAGUUGAUUUUUUGUCUAUAAUAAUA
Messenger RNA from Diuraphis noxia (Russian wheat aphid), 1414 nucleotides. Its product is annotated as major facilitator superfamily domain-containing protein 6-B-like. The record is from RefSeq and is a predicted model, not a curated record. Lineage: Eukaryota; Metazoa; Arthropoda; Insecta; Hemiptera; Aphididae. Gene Ontology annotation, cellular component: membrane.